Corticium candelabrum is the source of this 691-nucleotide messenger RNA. RefSeq names its product mitochondrial inner membrane protease ATP23 homolog. The transcript has 6 exons. Lineage: Eukaryota; Metazoa; Porifera; Homoscleromorpha; Homosclerophorida; Plakinidae. Gene Ontology annotation, biological process: mitochondrial protein processing; mitochondrial proton-transporting ATP synthase complex assembly. Gene Ontology annotation, molecular function: metalloendopeptidase activity. The coding region runs from base 31 to 627 and encodes 198 amino acids. The record is from RefSeq and is a predicted model, not a curated record.
UAUCAUAUUUUUAGUUCAUUUAGCAGUACAAUGAGUGUAGUUGAAAGCGAAAAUUAUCCUGCUCGAAACGGAGACGUCGAAUCUGAUCCUAAGCUGCAUCAAAGAUGUUUGAAAUGGAGAAACAAGGCCAUCACAGCGUCUUCAUACGUACGUUUCAUGUUGGAGGAAAUGAAGAAGUUGGGUUGUGAAGUAAACAUGAAGAGACAUCUUGUUUGUGAACCUUGUUCUGGAAGAGUGCUUGGAGGAUUUGAUCAUCGUCGACAGCAGAUAGUUUUAUGUGAAAACACCAUCUACUCGGAAACAUGCAUGAGUGAAGUGUUAACCCAUGAGCUGAUCCAUGCAUAUGACUUCUGUCGAUACAACACAAACUUUAGUGAUGUCAAGCAUCUAGCCUGUUCUGAAAUUAGAGCUGCUAACCUUAGUGGAGACUGUUUUUUCUGGAAAGAAAACUUUGGCAGAUUUAAGUUUGGAUGGAAGAAACACCAACAGGCUUGUGUGCGUGAAAGAGCGGUCAACUCAAUUUUAUGUGUCAAAGACAUAGAAAAAAGCGAGGCUGAAAAUGUUGUUGACAGUGUGUUUGCAAGUUGUUUCUACAAUACAGAACCAUUUGAACAUGUACCACCAUGACUGUAUGUACCAUAAAUUGUUGGCAGAGUUACAGUUUUCAAUACUAUUUAUGAAGAUAACAGCA